Messenger RNA from Penicillium antarcticum, 1527 nucleotides. RefSeq names its product arylsulfotransferase family protein. The transcript is spliced from 2 exons. Lineage: Eukaryota; Fungi; Ascomycota; Eurotiomycetes; Eurotiales; Aspergillaceae. Bases 1 to 1527 code for a protein of 508 amino acids. The record is from RefSeq and is a predicted model, not a curated record.
AUGGCAUCUUUAUUCAUACGUCGCCUUCCCCGGGCACUUGCUCUCAUCGCAAGUUUAAUCAAUGUGACCACUGCACAGUCUUCCGAAACCUUAUGGCCACUGCAGACAUACAAGAGCUCAUCGAUUAAAACCCCAUCUAUGAAUAUCACAAAGAUGGGCCAAACGGAGCCAGGAUAUCUGUUUCUCACACCGCACGACAUAAUGCGAGAAACCGGUCAUCCAACCAUCUACUCAGACGACGGCCAACUAGUAUGGCAAGGCGCUGGUGGAAACUAUUCUGCACUCCAGCCCCAAAUGCUACAUGGCGAACCAGUGAUCGCCUAUUGGAGCGGAUUUGCCGGUCAUGGAUUCGGGUUCGGCCACAUCAGCAUCUUAAACAGUUCGUACGACGAGAUCCACCGCGUUACACUGUCCUGCGAGGAGCAAAAUUUCGUCACGGUAUUCGAUCCAAUGAAGUUUAACUCCUGUAUUGACAUUCACGAAAGCCAGAUUACCGAGAAUGGCACAAUUCUCGUCACCGCGGUGAAUGUCACUCAGGCUAACUUGAGCUCCAUUGGCGGAAAAAAGGAUGGCUGGAUUCAGGAUGGCCUUAUCUAUGAGAUUGAUAUUGCGACCAACGAGAUUCUUUUCCGGUGGAGUGCUCACAACCAUAUCGAUCAGGUCCCGCUGGUUGAUGUUCGUGCUCCACUUGAGGGCUCAGACGGUUCAGGUGUGAAUUCGACUUAUCCUUAUGGAUACCCCCAUUUGAAUUCUAUCUACAGAUAUGGCGAUGAUUAUUUGGUGUCAUCGCGGUAUAUGUGCAGUGUGUUUUUGAUCGCACAGAAUGGAACGGUUAUAUGGCACCUGCAUGGCCGAACUGGUGGGGACUUCACACUAGGUCUGGGAACAGGUUUCUGCUACCAGCAUGAUGUGCGCUUUGUAUCCCAAAGUCCUGAGCGUGUGACAUUGACCAUGCACAACAACGAGAAUACCGAAUUUACAGGCCACACAUCACUGACCACGGGCCUGAUACUGAAUGUCGAACUACAAGGGUCCAAGGAGGUGACACUCGUUGGUCGAACAUGGGAUGCCGCUGAGCCUGUAUACGCCCAGUCUCAGGGUAGCUACCAGAGUCUCGGAAACGGACAUGUCUUGCAAGAUCAUGGUGCGACGCCUAAAAUCGAGGAGUAUGAUGAAAAUGGGGCGAUUGUCAUGCGGGCUAGAUUUGGGUAUGACAAUACCAUGCAGACCUAUCGCACUUACCGUUACCCCUGGCUCGGGCGCCCGUCUACAAAGCCUGGCGUCGUUGCUUGUCCAACUAAAGGGGGGAAGACUGCUGUUUAUGUGAGCUGGAAUGGAGCUACAGAUGUUGGUUCCUGGAAGGUCACUUCUGGAACCAAUGUCAGUCAAACAGCUUUGCGCAAUGGAUUUGAGACUACUAUCUUAGUAGCUGGACUUUCAGAUGGGGCUUCGGUUAAGGUAGAGGCUUUGGGUGGUGUGGGGGAUGGGACGAAGUCUGAGUCAGUCACUGUUGGCCAGGGUUGCUAA